AUGUCCUACAUUUACUCACACGAAGACAACGAAAUCGCAUCCUCCAUCGAGGAAAGGAUACAUGCUAUGCGUAGCUAUCAAGCUGCGCUGAGAAGUCGCCGUGCGUCUACCGGCACUCGAGACGCCGAGGAGAUCCACCACGAUGAACCACAAACUUUUGAGUCGCACGCGGUCGAUCAGCAGGCUAAAGAGCCGACACAAACAGUGGAAGGAUUCAAGGUCGUUCAUUUCGAUUCCCUGCCACCUGAGGCGAUCAGAAACACCACAGAAGAUUCGAAUGAAGUACAUCACCCGGAGGAGUGA
Aspergillus pseudotamarii is the source of this 303-nucleotide messenger RNA. RefSeq lists its product as uncharacterized. The coding region runs from base 1 to 303 and encodes 100 amino acids. The transcript is spliced from 3 exons. Lineage: Eukaryota; Fungi; Ascomycota; Eurotiomycetes; Eurotiales; Aspergillaceae. The record is from RefSeq and is a predicted model, not a curated record.